Cloeon dipterum is the source of this 4214-nucleotide messenger RNA. RefSeq names its product small G protein signaling modulator 2-like. Lineage: Eukaryota; Metazoa; Arthropoda; Insecta; Ephemeroptera; Baetidae. Gene Ontology annotation, biological process: activation of GTPase activity. Bases 137 to 3514 code for a protein of 1125 amino acids. The transcript has 19 exons. Gene Ontology annotation, molecular function: GTPase activator activity. The record is from RefSeq and is a predicted model, not a curated record.
CGAAAUCAGGCUCGGGAAGUGUGGAGUGGUGGCAUAGGCUCGUUGUAGUGUAUGCUGGGUAGUAUAGCGUAAAGGCGUUUUGCAGGCACUAGGCAGAUCGAGGUGGAAAAGAGUGCAGGGAGGACGUUCACCGACCAUGUCAUUCAUAUCAACAGAUGCUGCCCCGGCGGACAACUACAAGGAUAAGCUGAUCAAAAAUGUCAAAAAAGAGGUAAAGCAGAUAAUGGAGGAGGCCGUGACGAGGAAGUUCGUCCACGAGGACAGCAGUUCCAUCACCUCCCUGUGCGCUGCCGUGGAGGCAUGCCUGUCGCAAGGGCUGCGGCGCCGGGCGCUCGGUCUCUUCAAGACGAGCUCGACGACGGCGCUUUUGCACAAAGUUGGCAAAAGUUUCGCUCCGGCAGCCACCAUCUCACACAUGGUGCAAGACAUCGAAAACUCGGAGCCUAACCGGCGCUCGUCGUCCAGCGGCGACAGCACAAACAGACUCAUCAAGCCGCAGUUGAUCAAGAAAAAUUCGGCCAGCGGUGUAUUAUCAAGCAGCAGCAGCUCGUUGUCCACGUCAGGCCUCAUCGCCGCAACAACCACACCGCGUUAUCUGUGGUUACGGUUGGCGCUUUUUGAAAAGCAGCUCGCCAAGAUUAUCGACCACCUCGUACAAAAUAGCAGCAAAUACUACGAGAAGGAUGCUUUGGUGUCGGAUCCAGACUACGGAUCAAUUCUUAGUUCACUUUUAGUCGGACCGUGUGCCCUCGACUACUCGCGCACCAAGACGCAGGACCACUUCUGGACCGACCCUCCGGCAGAUGAACUCGUCCAGCGGCACCGCAUUUCGGGUCACAACUCGAGCACUCCUCCGGUCACUAGAAGACCCGCGCUCAACUUCCGACGAAGCUUGCACGGCGUAACCACCUCGGAGGAAUCGAUGCCGCGACCUUUGACCUCGAGCUGCGCCAAGGAGUACGUCGAGAGCCUGCAUCAAAACAGCAGGGCCACACUCCUGUACGGCAAAAACAACGUCCUCGUACUGCCGAAAGACUUGACUGAGCCCAUCCCAGGGUAUUUGUCCCUGCACCAAAGCCCGAACGCGCUCACCAUUAAAUGGACCCCCAACCAGUUGAUGAACGGCUAUAACGAAGCUCCGCAAGACACUGGGAGCAAGAGGAGGUUUAGUUUGCCCAUCAAGGGAUCUCCCCCAGUAGUUCCUGUUUCCCUUUUAAGGCGCCAUUCCACCUCAAUCAUUGACUACCUCUACUGGGAUUACGCUCUGCACGUGAACGUGGACGACAUUGUCUAUGUGCACUGCCAUCAGCAAGCUGACAGUGGCGGAACGGUGGUGCUCGUCGGUCUUGACGGAGUCCAGCGCCCACCGAUCCAUUUCCCACGGGGUGGCCAUCUCUUGGCUUUCCUCUCAUGCCUCGAGACAGGAUUACUACCACACGGCCAACUUGACCCACCGUUAUGGUCGCAGAGAGGAAAAGACCGUUUUUCAGGCAAAGUGUUCCCGCGUCUGAGACGAAAGGCAAGGGCAGUAUUGGAAAAGCCAGGCAUUUUCUCCAGCAGUACGAGCAUGGCGAGCAACGGCAGCCUGGACGAGGAAGAGACGUCCGACUAUGUGUUCAGAAUCAUCAGCAAGGUGAACCACGAGGACAUCUCUGACUGGUUCUUCCCGCGGAGCCCAGUGCCGCCGUCGCCAGGUACGCGUUCCUCGCUCUUCUCAACCUCGACGGCCAGCUCAACGUCCUCAUCCAAGUCGAUCAGCCUGGACGGAGGGCCCCCAGAGCCGUCGCCGCCUCCGCUGGCGAGCAAGGCGUUCAAAAUCUCGCCCGGCGACUCGCUGCAGAUUUUGUGCGACACUAUGAAGCGGCAGAUCAUCUCUCGGGCGUUCUACGGAUGGCUCGCCUACUGCCGCCACCUGACCACCGUUCGCACGCACCUGUCCGGCCUCGUCCACCCGGCCAUCAUCUCGGUCCAGCAGCCGUCCGACGCCUCUGCCGGGCUGACCGAGCAAAAGUGGCUCGAGAUGACCUCCGAAGGCAAGCUGCCAGACGAGGCUGAGGUCUUCCGCCUCACAUACUACGGUGGCGUGGCGCACUCCAUCAGGAAGCAGGUCUGGCCCUACCUUCUUGGCCACAUUCCCUUCAAGAGCACCGAUGAGGAACGGAAGCAGCAGGACCUGAACGUGCGCAGAGCUUACGAGACCACCAUGUCCGAGUGGCUGGCCGUCGAGGCCAUCGUCCGGCAGCGCGACAAGGAGGUCAUGGCAGCUAACCUGGCAAAGCUCAGCUCGGAGAGCACGAGCAACGCCGGAGACGCACCACCUCAAGUCAACCAUGAUUUGGCCAAUGAUGUUUUCGAAGAGAGCGACUCAAGUGAUUCAGGUCCAGAUGAGGCUCCUACCGACGGUGGCCCAAGGCAAGGUCGUAGACCCACUGUCUGCCCUCCAAACUCACUUGAAGCACCUGAUGUAGACAAUUCAAAUCAGCAGCAGGCUCCAGAACCAGGAAAAUUGCUGCAGGGCAUCAACCGAGCGCAACCACAGCCCCAGGCUUCAGAAGAACGGUCUUCUUCCCCUGACGAAGGCGUUGGAGAAGAACUUGAAGAUGCAGCUCCUGCGGAACCAGAGCAAAGAGAACCAAAGAAAGUUGAGACUGAGCCAGUUCUUGUGACAACCACAAACCCGUCGGUGGACAGUGGAAACCAAGGCGAAUUAGUGGAAGAGGCAGGAACUGCGAAUUUGAAUGCACAAGGACUCACCUUGGAGCAACUCGACGGUGGCGUCAGCCCUGGCUCACGAUCCGGUGCUGUCAGCCCUGCCAGCUCCCAGGGGGGAGUUUAUUCCACUGAACUUCUGGAAACUUACGGGCUAAAUCUGCACAGAAUUGAGAAAGAUGUUCAACGGUGUGAUAGAAAUUACUGGUACUUUGCCACCGAGGGCAAUUUGGACAAACUGCGAAAUGUGAUGUGCACCUACGUGUGGGAGCACCUGGAUAUUGGCUACAUGCAAGGAAUGUGCGACCUCGCUGCCCCGAUUUUGGUCAUCCUGGACGACGAGGCACUCGCGUAUGCUUGUUUCUGCUGCCUGAUGGAGAGGAUGGUUGCCAAUUUCCCUAAUGGUGGCGCCAUGGACUCUCAUUUUGCCAAUAUGCGAUCAUUGAUUCAAAUUCUGGACUCGGAAAUGUUCGAGCUGAUGCACCAGCACAGCGACUACACACACUUUUACUUCUGCUACCGGUGGUUCUUGCUCGACUUCAAGCGCGAACUUCUGUACGACGACGUGUUCAUCACCUGGGAGACGAUUUGGGCCUCAAAACACGUCGCUUCGGCGCAGUUUGGCCUCUUCUUGGCACUGGCUCUGGUCGAGACUUACAGAGACAUCAUCCUCAGCAACGCCAUGGACUUCACCGACAUCAUUAAAUUCUUCAAUGAAAUGGCCGAGCGGCAUGACGCCAAGGCUGUUCUCAAUCUGGCGCGUGAUCUAGUAUUGCAACUGCAAACGCUUAUCGACAACAAAUAAGAAGAUAUUUAUUACACACAACCAGCCAUAUCCUAUCUAACCCUAUUUUAUUCCAAAGAUAUCAUCUUUACAUGAGUGCCAAAAUGCGAAUGUGUGAGUGUGUGUUUUUGUGUGCUAGAGUUAUAAAUGUGCCUUACAAAAAGGAUACUUCCGCUCCUCUUGUGUUUACAAUCCGGCCAUACUUUUACCAUUCUUUACUGAUAAGAAACUUUUGCUCCGCCAGAGAAAAAAGUCUAUUUUGCGACCUGGCGUUUGAAAAGAUUUUAAUGUCGAGUGAGUGACUUACUGUAAAUGUCAAGUGUCAUCAGAUUUAGUAUCACGCUUCCCUCUCUCAAGUCCAUUUUUUCAAUUGAAAGAGCGCAGUUCUAACAGCUUCAAAACACACGAAAAAGAAUAGAUUCGGUUUUAACGAUUGUAUAGUUUUCUGAUAACUGUAUUUUUCUAUCAUCUAAAAACAAUCACUCGCCUUCCUCCCGAUUCCCUCUUAUCGACCUAAAUCUGUCAUUAAUCAUAUCGUGUAAGGGCUGGUACCUAAUGGAAAACUAUUAAGAAAAAGUAUAUUAUAUAUAUAUUACACAGACGCAAACGUACAUUAAUGAAAAGACGGAAAAUAUAUAUUUAUUGCUGUUACUUAAAUCUCGAUGUGUUGAAGAGCGUAGAGACACUGGUUCUGAACCCUGUUCUCUCUUGAUGAUGAUGA